CAUGAGGUAGAAACAAAACUAGGCUUUGGCUUGCUUGGUUUUCGCCCAAGGUGGCGGCAAAGCUCUAGAUUCUACGAGGAGCAAUUUGCACCACAAGCACAGGCUUUCCACCAUUCUACAGCGAGUGUUCAGAUUCUGCUCGAGAAUUCAUGGUCUUGUUGAAGUUCAAGUUUCUUCAAAGAUUCCGUUGUCGAGUGAGUACUUAUGAUCUGUUCCAGUAUGUGGGUCUCUCCGGUAGACUGCCGAUGCCGCGAGGCCUGCCUAUGUGUCUCUGUCUUUUUUCCCUACUUCCGUAUGCAGGCAAAGUCCAAGAACAAACCUCUUUCCCUCACCCCGUUCCUAUGCUACCGCACGAUUUUUCUCCCCGCUUAAAUAACUAGAUUACUAGAAGUAGCAGGUUUUUCUUCUUUCUUAGAUAUGUGAAUAAACAAAUGAACCUUUGAUUUCGAAUCCGAAUACGUGGUCAAAAUGGAACAGAACUUGUGCUUAUUGAUUUGACACCUUAGCGGUGUGAAGACGAGCAUAGGUACAUAAAUCGGACAUCGAUCGUAGAAGACUGCGACUUUCUAGAUGAAAAAUAGGAUAUUUAAUUAGCGUAGUAGUUAUUCAGAUUCCAAUUGUGGUAUCGGUAAACAAGACCAAGACAAUGGCAUCCGAGAACGAGGACGAGAGCAGUGACGGCAUACGCAUUAUGAGUGAUGGGGAGAAGUCCAACUCCAAUAUCCAGCACUCGUCUCCUAAGAAGAAGAGUGAUGAAGUUGUUGCGGCCUCCACAUCACCGCAAAGGAAGCAGAAUCCGAAGCGCCCUAGAACUAAUACUAAUCCUCCAGAAGCUGCAGAGGACGAGGAGCUGGACAAGAGCCCUCUGUUAGUAGGAGCCUCAGACGAGAGUGGCAUGGGUAAGACGGACGCCCACAUCAACGACGAACAGCACAAUACUUCUACUACCACGACUACAAAUAAGAAAGGCGGUAAUAAGAUGAAAAAGAAGCAACAACAAGAUGCGCAAAAUAACAACGCUUGUUCAUCUUCUAGUGGCUUGCACAUCAACUAUGACCGAAGCGCCAUGUUCGGAUUUGGCGAGCUUUCUCAUGAUCCCAUAGUCGACUAUGAGGGUGCUACGCCAUCAGUCGUGUCUUGUCCCUCAGCGUCUCAACAGUGGCCACCAAAGGUGGACGUCAUUUCGAAGCUAAAGCGCACUGAAAAAGCUCAGGAAGAGGGGGAAAGGUGUAAGAAACGAAGGUUGUUGGCGGCUAGAGAAGAAGCAGCGAAAGUAGCUGCUGCAAAUGGUACAAGCAGCAGUCGAGAAAGUGCUGGCGACAAACAAAAACUGUUUCUCCAGGACGAGGAAAAUCGGCAGCAAAAUAAGAGGAGGAAAGGAUCAUCAGCUUCCUCUAAUGUACCUCCUUCCUUAGGAUCAUCCUUGUUGGCCAACGUUCUCAAACAAAAGACGAAAUGGAAAGGUGAAUCAACACAGGUGAACAAUACAUCUAUGGAAGUGGAGGAAGAUGAACGAGGUUUCUUGAACAAAAGCGCGCAAGGAAGUCGCCUCUCCCUCGACAAGGUACCCACUGCACGAGGAAGAGGAAGUAGUGCGGAUCUGCUUAAUGCCACUUCGUUUCUGAACACAUCAAUAAGUGCUUCUUCAUCGGCUAUUGUAGUGGAUCUAGAACAGGAAAGCGAAACUAUUACAGCGACAACAUUGUUGACAGGUGGACAUUUAGGUACAGAUGCUGCAGGUGGACAACGACAACCUACCACGGCAGGAGCGUCUAGCAGUAGCACAACCACUACGACAAACACCAAUAUCCAACUUUCUACGACUACAACAUCUUUUACUUCUAGUAAUUCCACCUCGAUCACAGCGGGACUUAUCACAGGGCCUCCUGGAGCAACGGAGAAUCCAACUUGGCUCCACCAGGCUCGUGCUCUGCAGACCCAAUCAAAGUACUGGCCGCCUGCUCCGGGAAACGCUUUGGAUAGCAACUUGUUGGAGAGUAUGUUAGGUGUCCCUUUGACCGACAAGGAGUUCCAGAAACUACCGCCUCCAGCCUGUCAAACCAUACAUCAAGAUGCGCAACUGCCUUGCUUUGUCACCGUGUUUCGCAACGUCUUACCAGACACCUUGUGCACGCGACUGCUGAGGCAGUCUUUGUAUGGGGAAUUGAGUAUGGCAAUAAAAAUCAAUAUUAAUAAUUUUUCCCAUCUCUUUUAUUUUUCUUAGGGGCCCGCCCUAUGAAAAAAAGAGAUGGCUAUGUAUCUAUAUUAACAGCACAGUUCAUCCCGCCGGUAGGCUUGAAGGACUACUUGGGAUGCACAUGAAUGAAACCAGCACAGUUGUAUCUAUCACCAGUGACAAUUCAGCAUGCCCAUCCUCUUGCUCUAACGUCCGAGACAAGUUCCAGCAGCAAAGUUGGUGGGUGCAUGGUAAGAAGGGGAAGACACCUCGAAAGACGUUCAACUGGCUCAGAGAGGACUGGAACACGCAGAUGAAACAGGCAGCGGACAUCAUAGAAGAUCUCGUCAACAAAGAGCGAAAACGAAAAGAGAAAGCAGGUGAGUUGUAUAGAUUGUGCUAUCCGCCGACAGCAACAAGUGCCACGUCUAAGAAAAGAAAAGAAGGAAAAGGAGCAAGCAAGACGGGAGGUGGUAAAAGACGGAAGACUAAAAUGAACACUUCUACGAGUGAGGAAGAGGAGCGGAAUGAAAAACAAGCAGAGCAGCAGGACCAAGACGACUCGAGAGUAGCGGAACAAGAAGAGGACAACGCACCAACAGAAGCAGAAACAUCCUCCACAUCUCAAAGUCUUCCAGCUGCAGGUCCUGGCUACUAUCCUCUGCCAGACAAGUGGCAAGCCUCUUAUGCUUUAGCAAAUUGGUACCGCGAUGGCAAUGACCACGUCGGACCGCACCAAGACUCUCUCGCCAAGUUAGGUCCUUGUCCAGUGAUUGUCUCGCUCAGCCUAGGCGCCGGACGAGAAUUCGUGCUCAAGCAUAGGGCGACGCAUGAGAAGCUAAGUGUGAUGCUUUUGCAUGGUGACGUGUGUAUCAUGUGGCCGCCAUGCCAAGAGGAGUUUCAGCACAGCGUACCAAGCAUGCCUAGUGGACCGGUUCCGCAUGUCAUUCAGAGUUAUGGGAAUGGGCGGGUCUUCAUGUCAAAUAUUAAUUUACUGGGAGUGGCCCAGUGCCGCAUGUUAUUAUUCGAAGUUAUGUUCUAUUCAGUUGUUUUACAAGUCACAUGUAGAAUUCACUUGUUAAGUAGGCGAGGAGUAGGUGUAGUUCGUGAACGUCGAAACAGAAGCUCUGUAAAGCUUUUCAUUUUCUUUUUUUGAUGUCGCAAUUAUCUUUUGCAAGAAUGAAUUUCUAAAAAACCUAGUAAGUCCUAUAGUUAAUAAUUCUUGUUGCACCUCCAACCAAGGAUCUGGAUUCAUCAACCUCCAUCUACUCGCUUCUAAUCUCCAGACGGCAAAAACAAGCCCAUUGAGGACCGAAUCAACUUCACCUUCCGCAUGGAAAGGCCAGAAUACGCAGAUUUGACGCCACAGUGCGAGUGUCAGGCAAACUGUAAUCUGAAACCGGAGUUGCGAUCAUGGGCUAAAUGGAGACUAGAUAAUGGUAAAAAAAGUAAAGCUCAAGCUCCUCCCAAAGCUAAUGAUCAUCUUCAUCAAGAGUUGCUGCAAUGUAACAUAGUACCAGGAAAAAAUUUUGGGCAGUAUAAUUACCGCUGUGAUCCAGCUAAGGAUGGAAAACCUUGUGGCUUCUUUACGGUAGCACCGUGGAGUGUGAAGGGAAGCUCGAGCAACUGACUGGAGUUAGAUUUAAGCUUAUAUCGACGCAACAAGUUCUUGUACAAUAAGAAGACUGCUGCUUCAAUGGAACUCUCCAGCUCCAAGCAU
This is a messenger RNA of Amoebophrya sp. A25, 3896 nucleotides long. The record is from the annotation of a GenBank genome assembly. NCBI's taxonomy places the organism in Eukaryota, Dinophyceae, Syndiniales, Amoebophryaceae.